This is a messenger RNA of Acipenser ruthenus (sterlet), 9025 nucleotides long. RefSeq names its product PHD finger protein 19-like. The record is from RefSeq and is a predicted model, not a curated record. NCBI's taxonomy places the organism in Eukaryota, Metazoa, Chordata, Actinopteri, Acipenseriformes, Acipenseridae. Gene Ontology annotation, molecular function: DNA binding; chromatin binding. Gene Ontology annotation, cellular component: nucleus. The transcript is spliced from 15 exons. Gene Ontology annotation, biological process: chromatin organization; regulation of DNA-templated transcription. The coding region runs from base 250 to 1965 and encodes 571 amino acids.
AGAGAGUUCAAACAAGUUUCUGACUUCCUGGAACAAGAUGGGACUGUGUUAAUUACAUAAGCAAAACGUAAAUGAUUCGCGGGAAAAAGCAAAAAAAUGGCGACCUGCACAAUCUGACUGCUUUUGAUAUAUCUGCUGCUCUUCGCUCAGCUUCAAGUACAGUGAGUGAGCUGGGUAUAUGAAAGAGAUUUGUCUAAAAUAUUCUGCAUCAGAGGUCAAGGCAGAGCGCAAACGUAAUUCCAGGUGCUAAUGGAGAGCGGUACGCUGGAUCUAGACAGUUACAGCACUUCCAGUCACGGGCUCCCAGAGUCCAUUGGAUCCACUAGGAAGUCUGGUAACGGGUGGAAGCCUAUGGAAACAAGCCUGACUGAAGGGCAGUAUGUUCUGUGUCGGUGGACAGACGGGCUGUAUUAUUUGGGAAAGAUUCAAAGGGUGAGCGCCUCUAAGCAAAGCUGUUUAGUAACAUUUGAAGAUAACUCCAAGUUUUGGGUUCUGUGGAAAGAUAUCCAGCACGCUGGGAUCCCUGGUGAAGAGACGAGAUGCACAAUAUGUUCUGGAACUACGUUGGUGUCGCAAAACGAAAUCCUCAUUUGUGGAAAAUGUGGGCUAGGUUAUCAUCAGCUGUGUCACCUCCCCCAGGUCGAGAACGCUCAGGAUACGACUUCAACGCCAUGGUUUUGCAGAACAUGUAUUUUUGCAUUGGCAGUAAGGAAGGGAGGAGCGCUGAAAAAGGGACCCAUUGCCAAGACGCUGCAGGCAGUGAAAAUGGUGCUGCCCUACAUCCCAGAGGAGCUUGAGUGGGACUCCAUGCACAGGACCAAUCAGCAGCAGUGUUACUGUUACUGUGGGGGACCCGGAAAGUGGUGCCUGAAAAUGCUGCAGUGUUUCAGGUGCAGACAGUGGUUCCAUGAAGCCUGUAUCCAGUGUCUGAAUGAAACCAUGAUGUUCGGAGACAGAUUUUAUUUGUUUUACUGCUGCGUGUGCAAUAAGGGAGUGGAGUACAUCAGACGCUUAACCCUAAGAUGGGUUGACGUUGUCCACUUGGCUGUCUACAAUCUGGGGUUACAAAGCAAAAAGAAGUACUUUGAAUUUGAAGAGAUUCUGGCGUUUGUAAGUAGCAACUGGGACCAUCUGCAGCUUGGAAAGCUUUCCAACACACCUCCCCACGAGAGAGGCCAGUACCUCCUAGAAGCCCUCAAUAGAUAUAAAAGCAAGUUUCUUUGUGGGAAAGAAAUUAAAAAGAGGAAAUGCAUCUUCCGGCUGAUCACACGGAUGCCCCCCAACCCCCCCUCCAAACUGUUCCCAGAGAAGACCCCCCACCCCUCGGAGGGCAGCGAGUGGAAGAAGAGAGGGAAGAGUACAAACAGCUCCCUGGCUCAGGAGUCCCAGCCCCAGAGAAAGAUGAAGAGGAAGAGGUCCAAGUGGUUGCUGGAGGAUGCCAUUCCAAGCAGCGACUUCACCUCAGCCUGGAGCACAAAUGACCACCUGGCCAGUAUAUUCGACUUCACUUUGGAUGAACUUCAGAGCUUAAAAAGUGCCAGCUCGGGGAGGACCUUCAGUGUAGACCUGGACUCCACAGAUGCUGCAAGCACAUCUGGUUCUGCUACAACAAGCCUAUCCUAUGAGUCACGGAAGAACGUUGGCAGCAGGAAGAGGAAGCUGAGGACCAAAAGCUACACCCUGCUGGCGCCCAGGAGGGCGGCGACAGAGGGUUACGGCAGCCAGACCACAUUCGACACAGAGGCCUCCCCCGACACCCCCGACAACGGCAUCGACAGCCACACCUUUGAGAGCAUCAGCGAGGACGACUCCUCCCUCUCGCACCUCAAAUCCUCCAUCAGCAGCUACUUUGGGGCGGCGGGGAGACUGGCGUGCGGGGAGAAGUACCAGGUCCUGGCCCGCAGGGUCACCCCCGAGGGGAAAGUGCAGUAUCUGGUGGAGUGGGAGGGUACCACGCCCUACUGACCCAUCACCGAACCCUGGGGAGCAGCACGGGAAACAAGGACUUGGAUUGGCAUCUUCUUCAUUCAGUCAUCCGUUUUAUGGGGACGUUACAGUAUUUUAACCUGCGGGAUAUGCCUCUUUGUUAGAUGCAGUAAACAGGUACCUGUUGUGCUUCUAUUGCAGGCGGGAUGUCUUUUGUGUUUUUUUUCCCUUAUAAAAGUUUAGCGCGGCAAAGUGUGGCGUGGCACAGAGAAAACAGGAAUAAAACAUUGUAAAGAAUAUAAAUAUUGUUAAUCGUGGUAAAAACAUGGGGAACUUUGGGGAUAUGAGACACGUUUACCAUAGAAAACUUGUAUGUGGGUUUAUACUGCAAUUUAUUGUAGCAUAACUGCAUGCCACGCAGGUAUAUUUCCGUGAAGGCAGUGAAAGGUUCAUUAUUUCACCAGUCCGGUAUUGCAGUAAGAUAGGGUACCGAUUGGUAUUGUAACAUGUACAGUACACAGUGACCCUUUCUUGCUUGAAGCGGCGAGUAGCACAGUAUUAGUAGGUUGGCCGUUGUUGAACUGUAUACGAUCGUGGCGGGUGUGCGGGAGAGCAGUUACUCUGUUGGAAAGUCCCUGCAUUUCUCAGGAUGUUAACUGGUUUGACUCAUUCUAGACUUGUGAUGCAGUCCAGUGACAAAUGGGUUCAGCCCAUCUGCUAGUUUAGUUCCAGUAAAUGACUCCUAUCUGAUACCUGUAGCAUUUUUUCCCUUGUUAUACGGCUUUGUUUCACACGUGGUAGCGAAUACAGGUUUCUUUUUUUUAGCUUUGCAAUGCAGUGGUUCAAAAAGAACAUUUCAGAGAAUGUAGCCAUUGGUGCAGAACAACUUAAUCCAUUAACAAUAGGCUUCCCUGCAGACAACAGAACUCACUGAUUGAUCUUCAGUGGCGAUGCAGACAGACAAGCGCAAUGCUGCAACUGUACAAAGAGGCAAAGGAUAUCUACAGGGGUAUUAGCCAUUGAUAGAAUGCUACCACAACGGUAACAUAUAUUUAUGACAUACCACUGGUAUCAAAAUGAACCAAUACACCUUGAUAAUCUAGUGCAGUAUCAUCGGACUAGCGAAUCAGGACCACUGUGCAAUACUUGUCCCACGUCGAUUGUGUUUGCCAUUGCUGGUAAUAUUGUGGUCUGCUAAUGGCUUCUUCAGGGUAAUACAUUGCUGUUCUAAGGGACUUGACUGUAGAUUAUUUCUUGGUCCAGCCUUAGUUUGACCCUGCAAGACGCUUGGAACAUUAAAUAGAGAGUUCAGGAGACACUAACCAGUAAAGAUUUUGUUUGGAUUUUUAUAGAAGUGGAUUGUAAAACAAACCAACGACCCAGUCACUAGGUAAAAAUCUAUGUUCCACAUGGAGCAAAUACAAAACUGUGUAACUUUUCUUAUUAAAGCAUCAACCCUAUUAAAAACAGCAUGAAAGACAGCCUGAAUUGUUGGGAUUGUGCUGCGGAGUGAAGGAAUAGGCCAGUGGAGUUUAACUUCAGUGUUAAAGCUGACCAGGACGGUAAUUCCUCCAUCUGCACUAGCAAAGCCAAUCAACGUUUCUUAUAAUACUGUCUGUGAUCAGAUCCACUUUCUAUGAACGCUACAGCAGAUUAGUUCUACUAGUUUACCAUGUGUUUAGCUGCUAGUUAAAACUCAACGCUAGGUUUAUGAACUGGCUGUCAGAUUACCCCAAUUUCAUGACUCGCACGUAAACCUGUAAAGAUGUGUCCUUUUUUUUUUUUUUUUUUUUGGUCCAAUAUGUUUUCUUUACUCCGUACAUAUAUAUUUGUCUUUUUGGUUCUUUUUUGUUCCCUCUCAUAUUGUAAAAAUUGGCAGAACAUAGUUGUGGAUGUACAUACAGCACAUUAGCGGUAGUGUAUUCGACCCUUUUCAAAGAUAAACAAGUUUGAAUUUUAAUGUGCAAAGUCUGGUGUAUACAUGUUGCCAGGUCUGUGGAUGAAUGACAUGUUUGUAGAACAUAACAUAGACUGGCUUGUCACUUUAUUAGGACGUUGUAUCAAAUACUGGCUUGGCUCACCGUUUGACACAAGGUGCUGGAAGGUGUCUCAAGGGAUGUUCAUCCAUUCAGUCGUUAGUCUUUGACGCAGUUGGUGUAGGCAGGGUGAUGAAUGUGUCGUUCAAGCUCGUCCCAUGCAAACUUAAUUGCAUUAAAAUGCAGGGAUUGCGGUGGAGAGAGGGCUUCUGUAGAACCAUAUUUUUAAGUCUGCUGGUAAAAGGCAUGGGAAUUGGUUUUACUUGGUGCUGCUGCUUGUUGUGCAAAAAAAGCUUACAGGUGAUCCGAAACAAGUGGAGAAUAGGGUCAUAACACCCUCAGGGGUGGCCAAGGAUUCCAGUCCUGGUCUGUGUUCGAACCCUGUUCUAAAUUGUUCAAUUGAACCAAUUCAAGCUCCACCCAGACCCUGCAGUUCACCUGUAAGACCUGGAGUGGAAUAGCCCUCCAGGACCGGGAUUGGCCACCCCUGCUCUAGAUUGUGUUUUGAGGUUUUGUGGGUCUCUUCUCCUUGGUUAUUAGCAGGUUAUCCUUUUCUUCCAAGGCCUGCGGUUUGGUUUGUUCUGCCUAGUGUUGCUGUCUUCCCAGUAGUGGGCUUAUUCUAACCCUUGAGAGGCUUGAUGGUUUCUAUGGAGAGAUGAGGCAGUGUAGACUCAACCCAAAUGAUCUUUUUAAGGAACUCACCAAAAUUAGAACGCUGGACAUGAGUACAGUACAGCUGUGAAAUAUACUCGAAUGCAUGCUAUUUUAUGUUUUUGUUCUAUAAAUUUAUAUUUAGAUAGUAUUUAUAUAAUCGCUCAUUCUGGCAAAUAAUAAUUAAGGGACCAAAAUAUUAUUCCUGUAUAAAAACACAGUUUGGCAUACUGUCUAACAGACUGCCGUUUACAUUAGGUUUGUAUUGUCUGUAUUUUUGCAUUGCAGCGAUAGUCUAGCCUUUUCUUUGUAAGUAUUUAAGCAGAACUUUACUUUUUAAACUUACAUAUCUGACUGGCUUAUCUUUACUAAUGUAUGCGUCUGGUAUAGAGUCAGUUUAUAUCCUUGUAUAAUCCAGUCAUCGCAUUCCCUGGCAUCUUUUUAAAACACAGAACUUUAACCCUUUCAUGCAUGGCGACCUAAUAUGGGGGGACAUAUGGAAGACACAAAUGUAUGAUGGCCUCAUAUGAGGAUUCCAUUUUUCCCCAUAUAAAGUGUCCAAAACUCCUUUUUUUUAAAAAAGCUAUUUUUAAUAUUUCAUGCAUGAAAGGGUUAAAGCUUCAUUGUGGCUUCAGGAUUGCUCUCAGAAUCAUGUCUCCAGAGCGUGUCUAUUAACCACACAGCCCUGCCCAAGUGCAUAUAAGAGAUGCCACGUUUGUUCUGUGUGGUGUUUCAAAGACUGUAAAAUGAUACUUUUGCAUUUCAGAACAUUUGAUUGGAUAAUAUAUCAGCUAAUCCCCCUUUUUGCACAUAAACCACAACUUAACUGCUUGCAUGUUUAGUAAUACUUUUUUUCGACUAAAUCUGAAAUAAGAUGUUUUACCGCUGACACCCACUAGAUGGUGCUAUUGCCUAAUUAUAUAUGUAUAUCCUUUUAAUGCAACAGUAACCAAUACUGGCUUGGUCUGAAAAUACCAUUUGGUGGCAAGGUUCUGGAAUUUAAAAGAUAUGCUUUUAAAAGCAGUAACACAAACACUAUCAUUUCGGUUAUCUGUCCGAAGUAUAUAUUUUUGAGCAGGUAAACACAACAUCUUGUCCAGUAGGAAGUCUGUUUUACUGCUUGGCCUUCUUUUGAAUUGCACUAUUUCCAAAUGCCUUUGACUAUGCAAAUUAGUGUAAAAUGAUGGUACCUGUUUCAUCAAAAUUGACCGUUUUCUUUGUUAUAUAAUAUUGCCCUAUUGUGUCUUAAUGGUUCACACCAGUCAUUGUAUUUGUAUGACAAAUAACAAUAUUGCCCUUUUCACCUUCCAGCGAAGAACGUAAUUCACUUAAAAUGUAAAUCAGUUAAACUGAAUUGAUGCUUAAAAGCAAAGAGUAUAUAUAUAUAUUUUUAAAUGGAAUGUACGCUGUUGACUUUGAGAAACUCAAUAAGGAAGCUGUUAGUGUCUUUAUUCUGACCUUUUUUUAUUUUUUUUCUUUUGACAUCACUGCUCUGACUGGGUACCUGAGACAUUAGCACUGGUGCUGUUUGUCAGGCGUAAUUUUAAUGAUUAGAAAAGCAUUGCUCAUUGUUACUGUUUUCUACAUGCAAAAAAUGACUUUCAAAUGUACUGUAAAAAUACAGAGUAAAACUAAUGAUGCCAAAAAUACAGAACCCCCAAACCCCCAUCUUUUUCCGAAACGCCAAAUAGAUUAAACUGAUAUUUACCACUCAGUGUAGUGAGGUAUUAACUCCCUCUCUAUAAUGCACAUAUAGUGAAGCAAAAAUUUAACAUUCCGUGAAUUAACCAUGCAUAAAGCACCAUGUAAUCAACGGUGUAUUUUUUACAAAAAAAAAAAAAAAAAAAAAAGGUAACAUUCCCACUCGUGGAUCGUUUUAAUUAGCAGUUUUUAAACUAUAAAUAGCCUGGCUAAACAGCGGUUGGGAGUUCAGUUCGAAGCGACAGAGAAGCCAACCAAGUGUGAGAAGGAGAGCGGGUUGGGAGAGGGGAAGAGGGAACGGGCUCGCCCCAGGUUCAGUUGCCGGAGCGGGGCUGAAGCGUCUCGUCUCCUGGAGAAAGCAGCAGCUCCUCUCGCAGCAAAAAAUGUAAAUACAUUAGGAAAGAUAACCGCGUAAAAGGCCUAAUAUUUAUUUAGUUAUAAAGCUUUUCUCCAGUUCAGAUACUGUAUCAAAAGGGAGAGGCAGAAACGGAAAUUAGACUGAGAAGUUGUUUACAGUUUGAACACCGGUACUGUGUUUACUGUAGAAAUAUUGCAUGAAUCACUAGUAUAGGGAAUUGGGGGACAUGCUGUAGGAGCGUUAUAUCCGAGGCCCGCUAUAACCGAGAGCCUUAUAGCGAGGAAGCACUGUAGUUCCACUAUGGUGUAUACUAUUUGACCAGGAGAGGGCAUCAGUGUACACAAAACUCUUAUUGUCAGUUGUACAGCUGAGGACACCAGACAACUUCAAGAUUUUAUAUAUAUAUAUAUAAUUUUAUCCCAAAAAAAUUGGGAUGUAAAACAAGAGAAUCUAUAUAUAGGCAGUCGUUAGCAGCUGCAUUGUUAAUUAUUCACUAAGAUGUGAAGAGCAGCAGCAUUAUGUCAACAUGCUUUUGAAAUAUUUCUAUUGAAAUCUACUGACGGGAGAUGCGUUGAGGGCUGUGCAGUUGAUACAGUGCCAGUUGCAAUCAGCAGUGUGCGUUCUUGUUCCGUGCGCCAGCAGCUUGCACUAUUAAACCUGAGCUUGGGAUAACAUGAUAACACAGGCUGCACAGCGGAGCGCGCUGACAGAUCGGAUUGUUUAAACUGCAGAGACAGGUGGUGUUCAAAUUCAGCUGCCAGUUUGUGCUCAGCGCUCCUUCCCUCCCCCCCCUGAUGUUAAUUAAUAACUGCACCUAAAUGAGUUUGUGUGCGCGCUUUACCUAAUCAAGGCUCCAGAGGCAUCAGAAACAAGUAAUAAAAUUAAAUAACGACAGGCCUCACAGAGAGCACGGAGAGCAAUUCCAGAUAAAGAGCUGAUAAAUGACUCUUCAGUGCGUGCUUUGAUUGAAGUUAUUGAACAGACAGUAACCAAAAGGAGGAGAACGAAUCCAUUUUCUCCAAGUUUGUUUUACAGAUACUUUGGGUCACUUUUCUGUUUCCUUUCUGGUGUUUUAAAGCAGAUGCACCUGAAGAGGUAUUAUUAACCAAGUCUUUCCUCAUAGUCACAGUACCACGAGUCCCUUAUCAAUUUGCUGUAGGUUGUUUGGUCUGCCUGUCGCUGGUAGUUUGGGACUAAACUAACACUUGGCAUUUUUAGAGGGGGAUGCGGUCAUUUUAACUGCAUAUAUCUUGCAAGAAAUCAUUGAAUUCCUUCCUGCAACUAGCUUGUUUGUUGCAAGUUUUAUCCCUUUCGAAUUCCCCGAUACAGCAUAUAGUGUCGGUGGAGGACUCAGGUGGGGUCUUGAGAUGCUGCACAGUGUAUGAAAUUGGACAGCAGUGCUCUGUGAACCGAUUAAAGAUCUUGUUUCACUUAGAAAGGUAAAUCUCACUAAUGACCCUCGCCUGUGGAGAGCCUGAUCCGGAUAAUUGAAUAAACGGACAGAAAACCCAGCGUGUACCCUUCCUGUGAGUCAAACCGAUCCACGGCAACUUAAGAGGCUUGUGUUAAAUUAGAGGAAAGAAUGUUUUUCAAUAAACCUUGGUUAAUACCUGAAACACUGCAGCACCCAGUCCACCGACCAGCGUAGGGCUUAAAAUUAAACAGGCAGGUAGAACUGAAAAGCAACCCCAGAACUCAUUGUCAAAGUGCCUGAACACAUACAAAUGAUUUGAAAACACUGUAUGUGAGUAAUUGCAAGGACCACUCCGUUAAAGUUAUUGCAGACAGCAAAUGUAAUUUGAAGCUAAUGACUCUUUUAAGCUUUAUAUUUAGGGCUACAGCAUGUUUCUUACUACAAGCCCAGGUUUAUGUAUUCUUGUCGACUUCAUUAUGGUCUGACAUUUAAAUCUCUAAAUGAAAAAGACGCUUUACCUAUUCCCUGAACUUCUCUGCUGAAAGGAAAGUAACACGUGAUUCUAUCUGAUAAGUUCAUUGUAGUGGCUGCUGUUAGAGAUAAGUUUGCACACUUUUUUUGUUUUUGUUUUUUGUGUCCUAGACACGCGCUUGCCUCUUUCUUAUUUAGUGAAACGUUUAAGAAAUGUUUUUUAAUGCUGCAUAUUUCAGCUAUGCACUGGAUAUCUGUGAGAUAAACCACUUUAGAAAAUUCAUAUUCUCGAUUUGCUUUCUGUACAUUGUUUUCUUAUUUCCGGUUUGCAAAAUAGGUCUAUUGUAUGAAAAAAAGAAAAAUUGUUACACACAUCCAAUGUGUUUGCUUUAUUAUAGUAACUAUACUUGUAACAUCAUUAAUGUAUUUCCAUUGUGCUAUACCAAAUAAAAAGCAACUUAACAUGUA